CUCCACACGCUGAAGUUCGGCACCUUUCUCGGCUCCGUCCGAACACGCUAGUUAAAAAGACCACCGACACACCCGUGAACGGUUGCUCCGCAUCCAUCGCCCUCCGGCAUGUACCAGCCCGAGCCCACGGCGUAUCUCCAGGUGUCGACCGGGUAUGCGAUCCCGCACAGCCUUCCGGAUUACAGAUUUGACGAAACACCAUUACGACUGAGCGACGGUCGAGGCUCCGCUGGGCCGGGAGCGAGCGGCAACGCGGCGAGUGCGUUGCUGUACGGGACGCCGCUGUUUAGCACCAAUAGUGCAGGUGUCGGCCCCGCACCCUCCGCGUCUGGUGGCUCCUUCAACUUCCACUCCACCUCAUCCCCAUCUUCCACCACAACAGCUGCUGCUGCCGCCGCUUCCACCAUCACCGCACCCUCUCACCACCGACCUUCGCUACCGAUUCUACUCAAGAUGGAGCCGAACACAGACGACCUCGUCGCCCAGGAGGCUGCAGCCCGGGAAUACCAACCGCACCUUGAGGGACCACUCGUCGGCAAGAAGACACCCAGCACGGCAAUUAUGGAGCAGUAUGCUAAGGCAGAUGCCAUCUACGUGCAAAAAACAAUGGUGCUGCCACAAACAUAUUCGCAUUAUAGGCCCAUUCAAGGGGAUGGGAACUGCGGCUGGCGGGCAAUCGGCUUUGGCUACUUUGAGACAUUGGUCAAGAGUGGUAGCAAGGCCCGCAUCCAGGCGGAAGAGCAAAGGUUACAGGAGCUAAACGGCCUCCUCGAGUCCGUCGGCGGGUUCUCGCCGUAUGUGUUUGAGGACUUCGUCGAUGAGACCAUCGUGCUCCUCCGCAAAAUGGCCGAUCUCGCUGGCCACCAGGAGCAGGCCAUGACAGAACUGCGCGAGGCCUUCAACACGCCUUCCAGCUCCGAUUCCAUCAUGUACCACUUCAGGAUGCUGGCAAGUUCGUACCUCAAGGGUCACCGGGAGACAUACAGCGCCUUUGUCACCAGCGGCACGGGUGUGGACGGAUAUUGCCAAGAGGUGCUCGAGCGCCACAACAUCGAGAUUGACCAUCUCGGGUUGAUCUUGCUGGCCAAUGUGCUCCUCAAAGAUGCCGGCUUCGUGCUCGAGGUUGCUUAUCUCGACCGGAGCCCAGGGUCCCAAGUCAACACGUACCGGAUUCCCGAGGAGGCCAACGGCCGCCACCCUUCGGAGUUGGGGCCCAUCAUCCACCUCCUUUACCGCCCGGACCACUACGACAUCUUGUAUGUCCCCGAGCCGGUGGAUUUGCAGGUCCACCGCGUAGCCAGCUUCUCGCAAAGCUACGAGGUGGAGAGCGCGCCAAUGGCGCUCCACAACUUUGGCUCCGUCGAUAUGCACACGCUGUCCCUCAUUCCUGGGUUCGGCAACCCGGCCCCGGGCCUGGCACCCAUGCUCGACACAACCCCGUCUCCCCUGACCACAUACAGCCCGAGCCCGGUGUCGCCGUGGGUAUCGUCGCCCUACGUGGACGCGAUACAACAGGCGUCGCCGGCACCCCUGCCGGCACCCACCCCAGCGCCCGCGCCGCAGACGCACCCGCUGCGGUUCAGCGAGUACUGCCAGCUCCCCGAGUAUGUCGACAACAACACUUGGCGCGAGCAGACGUUGCAGACGACAACGUUCAAGAACAGCCACUUUAACGUGGCGCACUACAACAACCCCAACUUCCAACCGGAAGAGUACAAGCCCGGAACGGACGACAGCGAGGCGCCGCCGCGGGCCAGCGGCCGCAAGAGAGGCAGUGUAUAGACGCAAGAGGGCUGGCUGUGCCAACCAGGAUGCAGAGCGGCGGGUGUGGAAGGCAGUAUGCACGUGCAUCGGAGGAUCUAAUACCGGGCAGUGAGUGACAAGGACCGAAAGUGGCAAGCGAAGAAAAUACCACGGGUUUUUUUUCCCGAGUUCGACGC
Messenger RNA from Chaetomium fimeti, 1940 nucleotides. Its product is annotated as peptidase C65 Otubain-domain-containing protein. Gene Ontology annotation, molecular function: cysteine-type deubiquitinase activity; ubiquitin binding. The coding region runs from base 109 to 1782 and encodes 557 amino acids. The transcript has 4 exons. Gene Ontology annotation, biological process: protein K48-linked deubiquitination. Gene Ontology annotation, cellular component: nucleus. The record is from RefSeq and is a predicted model, not a curated record. NCBI's taxonomy places the organism in Eukaryota, Fungi, Ascomycota, Sordariomycetes, Sordariales, Chaetomiaceae.